This is a messenger RNA of Cladocopium goreaui, 966 nucleotides long. NCBI's taxonomy places the organism in Eukaryota, Dinophyceae, Suessiales, Symbiodiniaceae. The record is from the annotation of a GenBank genome assembly.
AUGCUGAAAGAGUCGAGUACCUUGGUAGACAUUGACGUUCCCGAGAAGGGUGAAGAGAACCCCUACCUGUUCAAUGGAGACUUUGUUGACCGAGGAUCGUUUUCCGUGGAAGUGAUCUUGACACUUUUUGCAUGGAAACUAGCGUUUCCAAACCACAUGCGCCCGGCGCGCGGCAAUCAUGAAACAAGGAACAUGACCUCACGCUACGGCUUCAAACAGGAGGUCAUCAGCAAGAAUGGUGAAGCCAUGUACGACCUCUUUUGUGAAGCCUUCUGUUUGUUGCCUCUUUGCCACGUCAUCAACCAGCAGGUCUUCGUGGUGCAUGGGGGCCUAUUCUCCCAUGACAACGUCACGUUGGAUGACAUCCGAAAGGCAGGGCUCCUUCCAAUUAAGAGAAGAGUCGGGGUGGCCUUUGGGCCAGAUGUGACCGAACACUUCUUGAAGGUGAAUGGUUUGAAGAUGGUGAUUCGCAGCCACGAAUUUAAGGAGGAAGGCUUUAGCGUGGAGCACAGUGGAACACUGAUCACUGUCUUCUCAGCUCCAAACUACUGUGGCCAAAGAGGAAACAAAGGUGCGUUCAUCAGACUUGAUGGCGAGACCAUGACUCCAAAGUACACAAAAUUUGUGCAUGACGGCAACGACGGAGCCUUUGGACCCGAGUUCUUUGGUCAAAUGGUGAAGUACAAGACGCGGUCACCGUUUUCGGCGCUGGGUGGUGUGGGGGAUCAUUUCAGAUCUCCCGUGGAUUUGUGCAAAAACUGCAGGAACGUGUUGCACUUGGAUCUCAACGCCAUCCCCACUGUGGCCAACCCUCCCGGUCGGGAUGGCGGGGACUUGGAGGCCACCAAUAGUUGGCUCUUGGACUACAUGAUCCACGGACAAAGGCGCUAUCUUUGGGAGGACAAUGGCAUCAAUGCCACCAAAGCCUACAAGCUGAUUGAUGAGUUCAUCCAGAUGCUAAAGAAG